UUUGCUUUUCUAUUCAGAAAAAAGUUCUCUUCUUUAUUUUCUUAACCCUCUCGACCUUCUCCUAAACAUUUUCACGAAAUUUGAAAUUUAUUCCCAAAUUGUUCAUGUUUAUGGUUUUGGAAGGUUGAAACAGGGAAAAAUCCAUAUAAAUCUAUAAAAAUGGCAUACAAGGUGGAUCAUGAAUAUGAUUAUCUGUUCAAGAUUGUAUUAAUUGGAGAUUCAGGUGUUGGUAAAUCCAAUAUUCUUUCUAGGUUUACAAGAAAUGAAUUUUGUUUAGAAUCCAAAUCUACCAUUGGUGUCGAAUUCGCAACAAGAACUAUUCAGGUAGAAGGGAAAGUAAUAAAAGCACAAAUAUGGGACACAGCCGGUCAAGAAAGGUACCGAGCCAUAACAAGCGCUUAUUACCGAGGGGCAGUCGGUGCACUUUUAGUUUACGACAUAACCAAGAGACAAACCUUCGAAAAUGUCCAACGAUGGCUUCGUGAACUACGAGACCAUGCAGAUUCCAACAUUGUAAUCAUGAUGGCCGGAAAUAAAACCGAUCUCAAUCAUCUCCGAGCAGUUUCCGCGGCCGAUGCUCAAAACUUAGCCGAAAGAGAAGGUCUAUCGUUUCUUGAAACAUCGGCAUUAGAAGCGCUUAAUGUUGAGAAGGCGUUUCAGUCGAUUUUGUUGGAUAUUUAUCAGAUUAUCAGCAGAAAAGCUUUAGCUGCUCAAGAAGCUGCGAGUUCGACGGGAAAUAUUCCUCAGGGAACUACGAUUAAUGUCGCGAAAUUUUCCGGUAAUAACAAAAAACAAACUUGUUGUACUGCUAAUUAGCGAGAUCGAUCUUGCUGAUUAGUGAAAAAGGAGGGUAACUUGCAUUCCAAGUAAAGAAUGUUUUGCGGUUACCAAACUAUCAUAUAUUUUUACAAAAAUGUUAUUGAUGUUCGAAUUCUUAUAUAUUAGUUAUCGAACUUUGAUUUUACGUA
This is a messenger RNA of Mercurialis annua (annual mercury), 968 nucleotides long. Its product is annotated as ras-related protein Rab2BV-like. Gene Ontology annotation, molecular function: GTP binding; GTPase activity. Lineage: Eukaryota; Viridiplantae; Streptophyta; Magnoliopsida; Malpighiales; Euphorbiaceae. The transcript has 3 exons. Bases 160 to 816 code for a protein of 218 amino acids. The record is from RefSeq and is a predicted model, not a curated record. Gene Ontology annotation, cellular component: endosome.